Giardia duodenalis is the source of this 408-nucleotide messenger RNA. RefSeq lists its product as uncharacterized. The transcript has a single exon. NCBI's taxonomy places the organism in Eukaryota, Fornicata, Diplomonadida, Hexamitidae. The record is from RefSeq and is a predicted model, not a curated record. Bases 1 to 408 code for a protein of 135 amino acids.
AUGGAAAAAAUGAAACGAGUGGAGGUUGACCAGCACAUUGAGGUAUCGUUUGCAGAUCUUUUAGCAAAGAACCCCAAGUUGGACAAGCUCACUCUCUUUUCCUCUCUACAGGACCUAAUCGCAGAUUGUAACGAGAAGGUGGAGAAAAACUCUAUAACCGUUCGGCUUCUUGAAGACGAAGAUGUAUAUGACAUGAAAGAUUUUAGCACGAUUGCCGCCCUCAAACGGCAUCGUCCUCCCGAAGAGCGCUGCCUCCACACGCGGGUCAUGACGAAAGCAGGCAUGCUUCGAGUUUCACUGGAUGAUGAUUGUGCAACUCCGGCAGUCCAAUCCAUAAUUAUGGGCGAGAUCCGGCGUCAUCUUGACGAGUGUCUCGAUGCUCUCACUGGCAAGGAUACUAGCAAAUAG